This is a messenger RNA of Apiotrichum porosum, 1278 nucleotides long. It is a transcript of the gene RPA49, whose product is annotated as DNA-directed RNA polymerase I subunit rpa49. Gene Ontology annotation, biological process: transcription elongation by RNA polymerase I; RNA polymerase I preinitiation complex assembly; nucleolar large rRNA transcription by RNA polymerase I. NCBI's taxonomy places the organism in Eukaryota, Fungi, Basidiomycota, Tremellomycetes, Trichosporonales, Trichosporonaceae. Gene Ontology annotation, cellular component: RNA polymerase I complex. Gene Ontology annotation, molecular function: DNA binding. Bases 1 to 1278 code for a protein of 425 amino acids. The transcript is spliced from 5 exons. The record is from RefSeq and is a predicted model, not a curated record.
AUGGCGUCACAGGAAGCUAAAAAGUCCAAGAAGCGCAAGUCCAUGGGCUCGUCGUCGGCAGACGUCUCGGUCGUCGUCGCAGAGUCGUCGUCGGGUGCUGGCCCCGCGUUCGUCAACUUCCCCUCCAUCAAGCCCAGCAAGAGGACCCCCUUCACCCUCUACUCGCGUGACCCUGCCUCGAGCUCGGAGCUUGCCAAGCAGCACACCCUGGUCGCCGGCGAGACCGAGGACGUCGAGUACUUCUCCACCAACCGCGACCGCAACGCCGGCGAGGGUGCCGACUGCCAGUACCUCGCGGCCGUGUACGACCCGGCCACGCGCACGCUCAAUGUGUCCCCCGCACCGCUGUAUCUCCUUUCGCACCGCGUCAAGCGUCUGCGCGAGGCUCCCCUCUCGGGCACGCCUGAGGCAAUGACCAUGUGGAAGGCCAAGAGGAACGACCUCGGCGAGACCUUUGGAACGAGGAAAGCAAAGAGCCAGAUCCGCGCCGAGGAGCGCAACAAGGUCGACAUUAGCGCCAUGUCCGGUGUGCGCACCGACCUCAUUGCCAGCAUUGGCGGUGUCGAGGCCAAGCCCGAGGGCCCCGUUGCCCCCUCCGAGUUUAUCCCUGUUCCCAACACCCAGACCAACGUCCCCACCGAGGUGUACCCGCGCUCGGCCAUUGUUCCCGAUGCCGAGUGGAGCUCGAUCCAGGUCGCGGCGUUCACCCAGGCCGAGGACGACCGCGCCCGCUCGGCCCUGCUGCCGUUCCGCCGCAGCAGGUGGAUCGAGGACAAGCUCCGUGUCACUGUCGAGGGUCCCUCGGGCACGCGCAAGAACAACCUGCGCAUGCUCUACUACCUGUCGUGUCUCUUGGGCUUUUACAACGCUGCCCACGGUCUCCAGAAGAUGUCCGUCUCAGAGAUGCCCGCCAAGUUUCCCGGCAUCCCCGCGCAGGUGCUCAACGGUCUCUGCGCGCGUUUUGCCGAGCCCGUCGGCAAGCGGUUUGCCGUCACCGACAAGUGCAAGAUGAAGCUCCUGGCCUGGAUCUGUGUCUGCUACCUGGCCGCGGACGGCUGGAGCGUGGACGUGGCCAAGGUGGCCAAGGAGCUGGCGCUGCCUCCUACAAAAGUCACGGACAUUUUCAAGUCGCUCGGCUGUUCCGUCGACAUUGCCUCCCCGGCCGAGCGCGAGAAGCUCGGCCUCACCCAGGCCGAGGCGUCCAAGCAGCGCCGUGCGGUCCUCAAGGCGCCCGUCAAGUUCCCCAAGACCAAGACGCGCGGUCCCGCGAGGCACUAA